Porites lobata is the source of this 6385-nucleotide messenger RNA. Lineage: Eukaryota; Metazoa; Cnidaria; Anthozoa; Scleractinia; Poritidae. The record is from the annotation of a GenBank genome assembly.
UUUUAUUUUGAGGAGAGAAACCAUACGUAAAUGGAAUCACAACAAACGUGAAAACCAUGCCAUUUCCGGGUUUGACAGUCCGCGUGCAUAGCCAAGGGAAGCAAAUUCGCGGUAGAAAGGAGUGCUUUGGUUUGUCGGGAGACAUUUUUUCCAUUCUGAUAUUGGAUAAUGGAAACUGGAAAUGCCCAACAAAAAUUAACCGAGAAAGCAUCAACAGAAGAGUAUCACAUAAUUGCUAACGUGCGGAGAAACACGACAAGCAGUAGUCGAGAUGCGGCGUUUUCGCAAAGCUACGGUGAAGUGGGAACACUGCGAGAUGAACUCGAACACGAAUAUUUGAAUAUUGUGAAUAGCGCAACAAAUGACGAUAGAAAUUCAAACAAUGAUGUAGCGGAUGAUAAUAAACAUGAGCAAUCUGAUGACGAACUCGACUUCAUAUUGCCCUCUCCUCCGACAGAGUCUCCAGAACCAAGUAAAGAUUCUAACCCGACGAACAACGGACUCGACCAAUUCAAGUGUCCUGAUCAGGCAAAAUCUACCCACGAUAAACUAGAUGGUCGACUGCCUCACCCACCAUCAACUUCGAAUUCUGGAAAUGAUAAUCAAGAACAAACUGAUGUCUUGGAAAGGCCGAGAAUUCGAAAUGAAUUGUCUAAGGAUCAGCUUCGAGCGAAUACUUUCAAACAACCAGCCGGAUCACUGGGUCCGUGUUACGGACCUUUACCGGACGAUCAAACUAAUCGCACUACUGAAAAUAUUAAUACAGCCUCAUCGAGCCUGUCUGAGAGAGAUAGUUAUAUGUGGAGUUUAGGGAGCACAGGCCUUCCUUCAAUGCUGGCUCUUAAUGACGGAGGAGAAAGACUUCUCUGGCCAGCGGAGGUAUGUUUCCUAAUUUAAAACAAUCUUAGUUCAUUUGAUUAUUCUGAAAAAUGUUUGAAAUUCAAAUUGAUACCUUAAUUCACGUUCAUUUUGCCUUUUUUCAAUAUAUGUACAGCAAUCUCUGAUGCUUAUAAAUAUGGCUGUGCCUCGUUUGCGUCAUGAAAGUUCCACUGUUAUAUAGCCAAAUAUGCCCAUCUAAUGUUUAAAAAACGAAAGCAGAUCCUGAGUCAAAAAUCUAAUUAAUUAGUUAAAUAAUUAUAGCAUAAUUAUUAUCGAAAUGGUAUAUGCCGUAUAAUUUUGUUGUUUCCGUUCAUAUUUUAUAUAAUUUGUUGGAGUUAUAAAAACCUUUAUUGUAAUUAGACCAAGGCCUCCCUUUGGAGAGUAAGGCGCAAUAAAGAUAUACUAUACUAUACUGAAUGGUUGCAGUCGAGUCAAACGUCAAGGUUGAAUGAUUUUAAAAAUAACGAUUAUUGUUUUGUUUUGUUUUGUUUUGUUUUUUUAAUACAGUCCGCGCGAGUUCGUCGAGAAAGUUGGGACGAGAGCAAAAAAAAAAGAAAGGCUCUACCUUUCGCGCAAUAAUAACUAGAUUGGAAACGCUUGCUAAGCAGGCUACCGCUAGUUUCCACAACGUAGAGUUCGAACUCAGAACGAGUCCGUUUAUUAUGGGAUUAUCGACCCAAGAGCCGAGAAAGAGGGAUCACAUCAACCUUUCCAAAAUCCUCAAGCUUGGUUUUUUAUAAGGUCAAUAUUAAAUCAGACGAUAUACAGGCUUACGCGCAGGAGAGAAAUAUGCGUUUUUUUAAAAUAAAUCUUCGGUUACCAGAAUGAAUAACUGCCUCUUGGGUGUGUCAAGCCGAGAUAUCUGCAAAAUGCUAUAAGCUGCGUGCGGUUUCAAGCAUGCCAAAAACAUCAUGUUCCAGAAACUGGAAAAACAUAUAUGAAUUCACAUAAACUGAACUUAAUUUUGUUAUUAUUAUUUUUGGAUUUUUCGGUUGCAUAUACAGAAGGAAUUCCCUGAUCAUAAUGGAUUCGAAGAAAAUAGAGAUUACGUAUUGAGAGCGUCUAUAGGAAAGGGUGCUUUCGGAGAAUGCUUCGUGGCUUCCGAACUUCCUUAUGAUAAGGAGAGAGAGUUCUGCGUCAAAAAGGUAACGUUUCGUUUGUUUCGCAUUUUGCCCUUGUUGUGUAGUACAUAUCACAGACUGAACAUUGCUUAGUGAAUGCUGUAAUUUGAGAUUUAUCAAUCAUGCGUAUUUACAGGCUGUGGAUUGAGACCUCUGAAUUAAAACUAGGAAUGAAUUUGCAUUGACCUGAGUUGACUCCACUUCGACGUUGUUUUUUUUCGGAUAACUGUAUGGAGCAGUAGCGAAAGGGAAGGGAGGCAGGAAAGUAUUUGUUUUAAGUCCAGAGGAGUACCGAGUAACGCCCAAAAAAUGCCGUAGUCGACUUAGCGGACAUGGUGAUCGGCGUCAUAUAUACAUUACCCAUUCCCCGGUGUUAUGGCAGUAAUGUAAACUAGGAAGAUCGACUAGGGCCUCGCCGCUCGCAGGAUACUAGCUAGAGGGAGGGUUUUGAGUUAGCUAAGUUGAGGAAAUGUGAUAUCUAAACGUUACAAUCUGAAAGUCAGUGGCGUUAUUUCCUUCUCCCUCCAAUAUAAAUCUGACUGUUAUAUGUAACUGAACUAUAGUCCACAGUAGGUUAAAAAAGUAUUACAAUACUUGCCUAACUUACAGUUUAUUGGUUUUAUAUUUCUGUUGUUCUUUGUCUUAAAAAAAGUGCCAGCUGAAGGAUAUAAAUGAGCUACUGGUUUUAACACUGGCAAGAAAGGAAGGUGUUGCAGAAAUUGUGCAGUUUUAUGGUGCGAAGUUAACAGGCAAAAGUGCUUCUAUUUUUAUGGAGUUAAUGGAAGGUGAGAGACUUUUAAAAAUUGUUCCAAAGUUGAAAUUGUCAUUAGUCUCUGUAUAAAAGGAGAAAGUCUCCCUUUUUAUCAGUUCUUAGAAGGAUAAGAAGUAUUCCGAAGUUUAAACUACGAUUAGUUAACAUUAAUUGACUAUAAUAUAUAAUAGCUGAAAAAAUUGCUCGCAUAGCCAGUAACUGUUCAGGUUCAAAACGAACCUAUUUCUGAAGAGGUUUUCCUUGUUUCUGGCAUAGUUUUUCACGUUCUCUUUUACUUGAUUUUUCCGGAUUUUAAAUUUUCCUAACAUGAAAUCCUUUUUCAGGUGGAACCAUAGCCGAGCUUGUCGAAGAAAAAAAGGGGGAAAACGCCAAAGCUGUUGGUGUUGUUUCUUCGCCAGUAAUUUCAGAGAUAAACUGUCUUUGGUACUUAGGAGAUGUCCUGAGAGCGUUAGAUUUCUUACACAAGAAAGGGAUUGUUCAUAGGGAUGUCAAAGGUAACAAUCAAUUAUAAUUAAGGACAGUUUAAGGCUCGUGCGCUUAUGACCUGACUCCAUGCAUGGAGACUGUGUAAAUAGAAGCUGAGUUCUUUGUUUGGUGGACUGCUUCUAUUUCACAGAACAGAUCCGUAGCCGGUUGUUAGGUCAUUUGAAACCCUUUGGAAAGUUGACUGACUAACGCUUCUAUACUUUGGGGGUAAAAUUUGAAUCACCCUAUUAAAAUGAAAGGACAAGCCGCACGCGCACGUAAUUUAAUUCCAUCGUGUUUGUUUUGUUUUUGUUUGUUGUUUUUUGUGUGUUACAAUGUAGAACUUUUGAAAUUACCCGUUUAUGGCUGAUCCCACUAAAUCUGUCUCACUAUAUUUAAAGAGAAAUAUAUAGAUUUAGCCAAGGCCAAAUGCGAAGUUUUCUUGGGAUCUUAGUUCAGCAGGGUUCAACUUUUGCCGUAAGCAAGAAUCAAACUGAAUUCCUCCUGAAAAAUUGGAUCUACGAGCCUCUGAUCAAUUAAACCGAUAACUGGUUAGCGGAUAACUUUAAAAAGACGUCACCUCAAUCAGUUGUACAUUUAAGCGCGCGAUACAGUCAUGUGACACUGAUCAGCGGAUACCCUUUUUUGACCGCUGUCAUUUGACCAUAAGUUGGAUGUUCGCUAUGAGGGUGCGGACGUUGGGUACGGACGGGCGAUUUUUGUCCAAAUUUUCUUGGAUGCAUAAAUAACCAAAAGACCUCUCAUUACAUAACCGAAAAAGUUGGCAAAGCUUUGUGGAAGGUAUCGCUUAGCAUUAUUCUGACCUGUUCUUGUGAUUGUUUAAUCUAGGGUCAAAUGUACUGUUACCCGAAGACCGCCGCAGUGCCAGACUAGCAGACUUCGGAUCAGCUGGAAAUCGCAAAGUACGUAAAAAAAGUCGUUCGUGAAAUAGCCAAACAUCACUCCAUGUAAGAGGAUCCAACAUAGUCCUGGAUUCUGGAUUCCAGGCUGUGGAUUCCGGAUUCCAGGUACUGGAUUUCAGUCUUUGUCAGUGGAACUUAGAUUCCGGAUUCCAAUCGUUAGUGGGAUUCCGGGUUCCUUGCGCUGUAUCCCGUAUUCCGCAAGAAAAAAUUCCUCGGAUUCCGGGUUCCACAAGUAAACAGUUUCCAGGAAAAAACAGUUUUACUGGGACGACAAAUAUGAAACAAGGCAAUAAGUGAAUACGUGGUUCAUCAUACAGCGUGAAGCAACGGAUCUCAUUUAUAACCGGCUUUUGACGACGUUUUUAGAACGCUUAACUACCACUAUCUCACUUAAAAUACCAUUGAGUGGUUACAAUUAUAUAUUUGCAAGAGAAACACUCGUUUGUGGUCUGUCCUUUUCAAUUUGAUUGUAUUAGUUGAAUAAACAAUUACCAAAUUAUUUUUUACCUUUUCUCCCCUUUUGCCCUUAGGAUAUAGGUACCUUUAUUGACAUUUGGAAGAUUGGCUGCUUUUUCCUAGAAAUGUGGAGCGGAGAAAGACCUUCCAGGUUAUUGGCUCUUACUGUAAGUGGUAAUAGCCUUCUUUAACUGAUUCAUACUUCCCUGUUCUGCUUACAAGGUUAGCUACUACCAAGAGAAUUUUAAAGGAGCUCCGCCAGCUUCAAGAUUUUGGGCCAACCGGUAUAUAUGCGCUAUUGCGCAUGACUAAACUUGAGGCAGCUCAUUGUACAUGUGCAUGUGAGGCCAAGAUAGUGCGGUUGGAUAUCGGCAAAGGUCUAGGUUUUUAAACAAAUUGAAAAAAACAACAACAACAACGGAGUCAGCCAUUCAAGUUUUUCUCGAGAAAAAAAAAGCAAAGUAUAAAUCAGACAAAUAAAAACCUUUCAUACACCGGGAAUCUUCCACUUCGCUAGUAGAAAGGUAUAUACUAGCUAACAGGUUGCUCCAAUGGCUAACCCUUUAAAUAAUGUUUCUUGUUCAUAACCUUCAAAAAGACGUUAGAAUUUGACGUUUUCUGUGCUGAGGAAUAAGGAGGAAGUCUUGAAUGUUAAUUGCUGAUUGACAUGUGUUGUAUGUUUAUACAUGUUAAAAAAUUGUAUAGAGAAAUUAAGAGUGAGUUGUUGUUAUUUUUUAGGAAGAAGGCAGUGUUCACCCUCAAAGGCAGACUUCAUGUAGGCCUGAAGAUCACAUCCCCUUGUCAGCAUCAAACGAAACUAAGGAGUUGUUACGUUUAUGCUUCGGAGUAAAUAAUGAAGAACAUGGCAACCUGCCCAGCGCUACUGAACUUUUGAAAAAGCUGGAAUCUUUCCCAGCGAUACUUUCUAGAACAGUCUAGUGGACGUUACACUCCUCUUUCGGAUUCCCUGUUCAGGCCACUGAAUAUAUACUGCAACGUUCUUAAAACAGUUAUUUCAUGCGAAGUACGAAGUAUGUUUUCCCUUGGACACGGGCUAUCUGAACCGCGGCUUAUAAAAAUAUUUGUACUUGCUUUUCUGGAAGGAGUAAUGCAAAGAAUUAAUUAUGACAUGUCCCCCAAAAUAAGGAUUUUAUUUCAUUUCUUAUAAAGGUGUCGAACGCCUUCUUACGCUCGAGAUUAACCACUUAUAAUUACUAUGGCAAAAUUUUCAAUUUGAAUUUUUCAAUCUUCUCUCUUUGCAUUGGAAAUCAGUUUUCCUUGGCAGAGGGCUACACCUAGAGAAACUGCGAGUAUACAACUGCCCGUUGCCGGUUUGAUAUACACGCGAAUGUACAGCCUCACAAUGACGUUGGCAGGUAAACAUCAAUCUAUUGUCACGUUUGAAAUAAAAGAAAGAAAACAAGCGAAAAAAAAAGGUAAAUAAUAAAAUGAGAUAGAGGAACGCAAAAGCUAGCUAAUCUAAGCUAGAAAGUCUCUUUUAAGCUGCUUUAUUAUAAUCUUAGGCAAUGCCCCAUGCUAGUCAGUCAUUUGUGAGGUCGGCAUAAUAAAACAAUGCAAGCCCCUUAUCGCUUCAUAAGAAUUUAUGUUCAGGGAUGAUCCAAAACGGCCUAAGAACUACCAUCUGUUGAGUUUCUACCCGAACUAGCGUCAUCAGCCGACGUAUUGUAUGAACGAGUUCAGUUUCUGUACUUUAGUUUGAAGGUCUAGUUUACUUUAGAAGUUCUAAUGAAUUUACACAGCACAAAAAU